ACCAACAUUACAGUCAACGGUACAAACUACGCAGCUUACAACAGAAAGGUCGACAUUUAAACCGACAUCGGUGCUCACUACGACUCAAACAACAACUUUGCCUACAACAAUAAAAACAACAGAACGCCCCACACUUAAACCAUCCACAACAUACACAACCAUCAAAACCACAUUUCCAACAAUAAGUCCUACUACAGAAGAGACUACCGCAAAAACGACAGGAAAAUCAACACUAGAAACUACACAGAAAUCAACCGUUUCCACGUCAAUAAAACCAACAACACAACAGUCAACGUUACAGACAACGCAGCUUACAACAGAAAAGUCGUCGGUUGAACCGACCUCAGAGCUCACUACAAGGCAAAUAACAACAACAAUGACCACACCAGAACGCUCUACGCUUCAACCAUCAACAGCAUCCACAACCAUCAAAACAACAUUUCCAACGAUAAGUCCAACUACUGAGGAAACCACCGCAAAAUCUACCGUGCAGACUACACAGAAAACGACCAGUGUAACUACACUGAAGCCAACAACACUUCAGUCAACCGUACAAACAACACAACUUACAACGGAGGAGACGUCAGCUGAACCCACAACGGAGCGCACAACAAAACAAACAUCGGAACACACCACGUUUCAACCAUCUACAGCAUCCACAACUAUUCAAACAACGAUACAACCAACCACUAUCAUUCCAACAACAGAAAGGACAACUGUAGAAACAACUGCAAAAUCAACCCAGCAAACUACACAGAAAACAACCAGUUCAACUACACUGAAACCGACAACACGUCAGUCAACAGUACAAACAACACAACUCACAACUGAGAAGACGUCAGCUGAACCCACAACGGAGCGCACAACAAAACAAACAUCGGAACACACCACAUUUCAACCAUCUACAAAAUAUACCACUGUUCAAACAACAAUGCGUACUGUCCUUCCAACAACACAGAGGACUACUGCAGAAACAACUGCAAAAUCAACUCUGCAAACUACGCUGCAAACAACCAUCUCAACUUCAGUGGAACCUACAACACGUAAAUCAACGAUAGAAACAACGCCGCUUACAACACAAAAGACGACGGUUGCAAAGACCUCGGAACAUACAACGCAACAAACGACGGGACAAACAACAAUUCAAACAUCUGAACGCUCCACGAAACAUACAACGCAACAAACGACGGAGCAAACAACAAUGCAAACAUCGGAACCCUCCACGCUUGAACCAACCACAUUAUCCACAACAGCUAAAACAACAGUACUUCCAACCACUAUUGUUGCAACGACAGAGAUAACUACUGCAGGAACGACUGACAAAAUCAACCAUGAAGACUACACAGAAAACGACCAGUUCGACCACACUAAAGCCAACAACACUUCAGUCAACAGUACAAACAACACAACUUACAACGGAGAAGACAUCAGUUGAGCCCACAUCGGAACACACCACGUUUCAACCAACUACAGCAUUCACAACUAUUCAAACAACGGUACAACCAACCACUAUCAUUCCAACAACAGAAAGGACAACU
Branchiostoma belcheri (Belcher's lancelet) is the source of this 1538-nucleotide messenger RNA. RefSeq names its product cell wall protein DAN4-like. The transcript has 6 exons. Bases 377 to 1435 code for a protein of 352 amino acids. NCBI's taxonomy places the organism in Eukaryota, Metazoa, Chordata, Leptocardii, Amphioxiformes, Branchiostomatidae. The record is from RefSeq and is a predicted model, not a curated record.